GGAGUGGCAUGAUACUCUAAACAAGCGAUCACUUGAGUGAAUUAGUGAGUGAUAUAUCCGUAGCUAGCUUAACCAUGGCUGCCCUUGUCACGCUCUCUGCUGCUGCUGUCCUCCUCGGACUCCUCCUGCCUUCCGCCAUGGCCAACAACAACGUUCUCUAUCGCGGCGACAAGCUGUUCCCCGGCGAAUCCCUCACCGAAGGGACCUAUGAAUUCAUCAUGCAGGACCACUGCAUGCUCGUCCUCAAAGACAACGGCAAUGAAGUGUGGUCCUUCCAAGGCAACGGCCGAGGCUGCUACGCCUUCUUCGAUACCGACGGCUACUUCCGCAUCGUAGAUGAGAUUGGCCAAAAUUCCAAUUUCAACAGCUUCCCCGGCUCCAUCCUCGUCCUGCAGCGCGACGGCCACGUCGUCAUCUACAGCAGGCCUGUAUGGAUUAUCCCUGAGGGUGAACCCACGAACAGGAAGAUCGCCAUGGUGACUAAAAAUUAGUUGGCUUCACCACUGUCGUAAGUUAACCAUGCAUGGAUCGCUAGCUAUUAAAUAAAACAGAAUAAAAGGUAGCGAGGCAUAAAUAAUUAGCGAUAUGCAUGCAUGCAUGGUACGUCGCCUCGUUUUUAUGUUUUUAUGUUGUACGUACUUUCUGGUAAGUUGGUUUCCAUCAGCUUAAUUAAGUAUCUACUUGCUCUGCUCUUUUAUUAGUA
Zingiber officinale is the source of this 703-nucleotide messenger RNA. RefSeq names its product mannose-specific lectin-like. The record is from RefSeq and is a predicted model, not a curated record. NCBI's taxonomy places the organism in Eukaryota, Viridiplantae, Streptophyta, Magnoliopsida, Zingiberales, Zingiberaceae. The coding region runs from base 75 to 491 and encodes 138 amino acids. The transcript is spliced from 2 exons.